Molecule: messenger RNA, 5883 nt
Organism: Strigops habroptila (Kakapo)
Lineage: Eukaryota; Metazoa; Chordata; Aves; Psittaciformes; Psittacidae
Gene: ETS1
Product: ETS proto-oncogene 1, transcription factor
Exons: 9
Coding region: 79-1392 (437 amino acids)
Biological process (GO): regulation of transcription by RNA polymerase II; cell differentiation
Cellular component (GO): nucleus
Molecular function (GO): DNA-binding transcription factor activity, RNA polymerase II-specific; sequence-specific DNA binding
Source: RefSeq, a predicted model, not a curated record
GAAGAGGAGGAGGAGGAGGGAGGCAGGCGCCCAGGCGCCCCGCUCCGCGCUCGGCGGGGCUCAGCAGCCGCCGCAGCCAUGAAGGCGGCGGUGGACCUGACCAUCAUCAAGACGGAGAAGGUGGACAGCGAGCUCUUCCCGUCCCCCGAUAUGGAAUGUGCGGAUGUGCCUUUAUUAACUCCCAGCAGCAAAGAAAUGAUGUCUCAGGCCUUGAAAGCCACUUUCAGUGGCUUUGCCAAAGAGCAGCAGCGGCUGGGAAUCCCCAAAGAUCCCCAGCAGUGGACGGAGACGCACGUGCGGGACUGGGUGAUGUGGGCAGUGAAUGAGUUCAGCCUGAAGGGAGUGGAUUUCCAGAAGUUCUGCAUGAACGGAGCUGCCCUCUGCGCCCUGGGCAAGGAGUGCUUCCUGGAGCUAGCGCCUGACUUUGUGGGAGACAUCCUUUGGGAACAUCUGGAGAUCCUGCAGAAAGAAGAGGUAAAACCGUACCCAGCAAACGGAGUGAACACAACAUACCCAGAGUCCCGCUAUACUUCAGACUACUUAAUUACUUAUGGCAUCGAGCACGCACAGUGUGUGCCUCCCUCCGAGUUCUCCGAGCCCAGCUUCAUCACAGAGUCCUACCAGACCCUCCAUCCCAUCAGCUCGGAAGAGCUGCUGUCCCUCAAGUACGAGAACGACUAUCCCUCGGUCAUCCUGCGUGACCCAGUGCAGACGGAUUCCCUGCAGACAGACUACUUCACGAUCAAGCAAGAAGUAGUAACGCCAGAUAACAUGUGCAUGGGACGUGCCAGUCGAGGUAAACUGGGUGGGCAGGAUUCCUUCGAGAGCAUAGAGAGCUAUGACAGCUGCGACCGCUUGACGCAGUCCUGGAGCAGCCAGUCCUCCUUCCAGAGCUUGCAGCGUGUCCCUUCCUAUGACAGCUUCGACUCGGAGGACUACCCCGCCACCCUGUCCAACCACAAGCCCAAGGGCACCUUCAAGGACUAUGUUCGAGAUCGGGCCGAUAUGAACAAGGACAAGCCUGUCAUUCCUGCUGCUGCCCUUGCUGGCUACACAGGCAGUGGACCCAUCCAACUGUGGCAAUUCCUGCUGGAACUGCUCACUGACAAGUCCUGUCAGUCCUUCAUCAGCUGGACGGGUGAUGGCUGGGAAUUCAAACUUUCCGACCCAGAUGAGGUGGCCAGGCGAUGGGGCAAGAGGAAAAACAAACCCAAGAUGAACUACGAGAAGCUGAGCCGUGGCUUGCGCUACUACUACGACAAGAACAUCAUCCACAAGACGGCUGGGAAACGCUACGUCUACCGCUUCGUCUGCGACCUGCAGAGCCUGCUGGGCUACACGCCCGAGGAGCUCCACGCCAUGCUGGACGUCAAGCCAGAUGCCGAUGAGUGAAGGUGGCCGGCCGGGGUGGAGGGUCACCCCGUGUCAUUUUGAAGAGUCGAUGGGACUUUUUCUGUUGGUUCUUUUUUGGUUUUUUUAUUUUUGCUGUUAUUUUGGUCAUUCGUUAAUUCCUUUUUGUUGUUUUUAAAGAGCGACUCAGAUUUGAUGCUUUGAGGAUGUUGGGAGAGAGGGAGGCAGAAGAGGCAAACUAUGUUUAGUUCGGAGAAGGAUGAGCUUUUUCUUUCCCUGAAAGCUCCAAGACAGGCUUUUUGGGGGGGUGAAAUUCUGAGUUUUAAGAAAGCCAGAAAAAUGUAGCUCACUUAAAAAAAAAAAAACCCAACAAACCCCUCUCCCUUCCUUGCUGUUUAGAAAAAACCUUAUCAAACGGAUCCCUUUGGAUUUUGUGUUAUUCGCACGCAAGCAGUUCAGGAAAUAUGACAGUAUUCCCGAGGAUUUGAAUAUCUUUUUGAGGGUGGGGAGGGAAAACCAAAGUGGGCGAAUAUUCCUGCUUCGGGGAGGGGUGAUAUGGGAAAACCCCAAGAACUCUUUGUCGUUCUUGGCCAUCACCUUUCUGUCGGUCGUCUGCUUUUCUACAACGGACAGAAUUUUUGCUAAGAGGGAUCAAGACUCUUUUUUUUUUUUUUUUUUAAGAAAUCUGUUAAAAGUUUUAUUUUAUUAAAUUUUGUGCCAGUAUUUUUUAUUUUUUUUUUUUUUUUAAAUAGUCUUAAGCUCUAAGAUGGUCUCAGUAUUGCAAUAUUGUGUGUGUUUGUUUCUGUUAUGCCAGCAGAGAGUUUUAUCACAGUGAGGAAAAGGUUAAAGAUGAAAAUAGGAGUUUAUGUAGACCCCACUGGAGGAGUGGAGUGCUACGACCCGGCAUCUCUGCAUCGUAUGUGAAGGAAAAUGAACUCCAAACUGGCUCCUAGUGAUGCCUGCUGGAUGUGCUGCUCUCACCUCCAGCCCCACACGCUUUGCUCCGCCGCUUGCUGAUAAAGCUGGUUGAAAUUCCCACUUUUGGAAUUGUUUUUCUAAAAGGGGCCCUUUUGUGUACGGCUGUGUUUUGGGCACGAAACCUAGCCAGAUUUGCAGGGAAAAUGUCUUUUUUUGUGUUUUCCAAAUCACUUCUUUUGCUCAAGGAACACUUUGGUGCUUUCAGAAAAUUUGGUUUGUUCUUUUUCGGAGAGUAAAGGGAAAAUAUUCCCUUGUUUUCAGUGUGGUAAAUGGAAAAUGUAUCAGUUGAUUGGGGGCAUAAAAAUCAGGAAAAAGUUGAAAAACCAAAGUUUUCCUUCCUGUUUCAACCAGCUCUUAUCUUUAUUGCCGUAUGUAACACUGGCACGGGUUGCCUGGAGAAACUGUGGCUGCCCCAUCCCUGGCAGUGUUCAAGGCCAGGUUGGACACAGGGGCUUGGAGCAACCUGCUCUAGUGGAAGAUGUCCCUGCCCAUGGCAAGGGGUUGGAACUGGAUGAGCUCUAAGGUCUUUUCCAACCCAAACCAGUCUGGGAUUCUAUGAUUCCAUGUCUUAACCAGCCUGGCACACACAGAAAGGAAAUUAUCCUUGCAAAUAGGUUCUCUACUGCUCUUUGGAAGCCUGAUCCUGCAGCCCCUGGCAGGGUGUGAUUAACAUGAAGCGUACAACCAGUGUCAUUGGGGUAAAUGAUGAGAGGUCUCGUGUGUGUCCGAGGAGGAGCUGCACCAAGCACUUCCUGGGAUGCUGCCGACCACUGUUACCAUGGGCUAGGUGUGAGUUAGAGGAUCGGGCAGUGAGUGUUUCCACAUCCAAAUACAACCCUGGAGCUGCAUCCAUGUGGAUCCGGCUGACAAACGGGGUCUUUCUCCCUUGAAGCCACUGGGCAUUUUCUUUUUAAAGACAGUAUUAAGCGUUUGAACCAAAAGUACCUUCUUUAUGUGUUGUCUGUCUGUCUGUCUGUGUGUUUUAGGGAGUUGUGUUCGUUAUGGAGGCACUGUGAGAGGGAAGCUGGGGGCGAGGUGGGGAGAGGCUUCCCAGAGAUGCUUGUUGGGAUAUGCCUGCCGGAUACAGGCUGAUGUAUCAGCUUGGCAGGAAAGGACCCUGCCUGAAAAGAGACAAAAUACAUGGGCACAUAACCCCCCUGCCCAGUGGUUGGAUGAGGAGCUUGAUCCCAAGGAGAUACUCAUGGGGGCACCUCUGUAUCCCAGUUGGCCAUUCUGGGGCAAGUCAUCCCCAAAACUGCUGCAUGCUUAUAAAGAAGGUGAUGGUAGAGGGGAAAUGAGUGGGACACAAGGGAGCUCCAGCCCAGAGGGAUGGAAGCAGGUGGUGGUUUAAGGGAGGUUAUUAGUUAUGCUGUUAGCUCAUGGGGCUGGGACUGUACAUCAUCCUGUUGAGCACAGGGAAAGAAAAGGGUGGGAAGGAUGGAAAGGAAGGAAAAGGUGAUGAAGGGGAAGUGAAAGGAGCAUGCAGCAAAGGAGCAAAGGGAUGCUGCCCACUGGGAAAUUAAACUUCAACUCAUCUCCUCAGGCAGGCAGGAUGGGAGAAAGCAGCUUGGCCAAGCUGGAGAGAAGGAAGGAAAACGGGUAUCAUAGAUGAGGCCCUGAGCAGAGCUCUGCCACAGAGCCAAGGCUGAAAAGGGAGCCAAGCAAGAUGUGGCGGCAUGGAAGUGUGCAGGGGAGGAGUAGUGCAAGAGCAUCCCAACAGGACACACCGUAUGGGUUGGAUUUUCAGCCAUCAGAUGGGGUUUCGUAGGUGUUCUGUUGCUGUCCUGCACGCAGCUGCGCAGUGCCCUUAGCUUACCCUUCCCAGGCCACUUCUGGCAGUGCUUUGGAAAAUCCCCCUAGACCCUUCGAAAGGGCUGUCUCCUGGCUUUGGCACCGUGCUGCAUCCUAAGACAUGUCUCCUGCCUUGCUUGGCUGCUCUGCUGCAGCUGAAGUGCCUUUUCCAAGCAGAAGACAGGGGUAGAACUUCCCUCUGAUGGGAAUUCGGGUACCAACCCCAUCCUCCUGCCAGGCUAAAUCCUUCAUCCACUCCAGUGUGCUUAUAUUUUCCAGGUUUCCAAGCUGAACCUGUGUGCUCCCAGUAUUUUGGGGCAGCUGGUUUAGAGGUUAGAAAGGGUGAAGUGUGGAAAGCAGCUCUGGUUUUUUGGGAGUAGCUCCUGGCUGGAGCUUCUCCAUGAUUUCUCCCAGCCGUUUGCCAUCCCAGCUCGCAGGCUGUGUGCAGGAAAAGGGCAGUACAGUCCUAGGGAUGUCAGGUUCAUCAUUUCCUAUUUUCCUUUGCUUUUUAUUCCCAUUCUAGAGACCAUCCCAGAGAGGGCUGUGUGCUGUUUAUACACUGGAACUUUGCAGAUUUGUUGUUGUUUCUGUUUUUAUUUGUAUCUUUCUGCUUUUUGGCUUUUGGCGAGGAGUGUGCUGAACCAGAUGUGCUGGAACCCAGACCCUCUGACUUCCUGUUCCUCAAGGCCGUGAAGAGUUGAUCAAUCCACUCACACGUGCUGGACCAGAUGGGUUUGAGAGGGACGAUGGAGAUCUGCUGGGGAUGCGGCUCGCUCCUCUGCUGGUUUCUCUGCAUGGCGACGAGCUUCACCCUCAGCAGAUACACAUGGCUUUUGGAACUGGGUAAUUGUGUCUUGUUUUGGAAUGUCUCAGGUGCUUUUGGUGGGAAAAAUAGCCAAACAGGGCAAGAAAUAGAAGAUACUGUAUGACUGAACCUUCUCACAUCUUUCCAAACCAACCUCCUCCAAAAGAAUGGUCCCAAUAAGCACCAGUAAAUCUGGAUGCUGUGGGAAACACGUCCAUCUUCUCAUGUUUGCUUUUCUGGAGGGGUUUUCUGCAAGGCUUUAGGGCUUUGGUUGCUUGUUCCUUGUUAACGUCGCAAUAUUGGGAUGCCUUGGCGUGCUCUGCUCUCUGGUAGGGUCUAUAUAACAUCCAUGAGCUGUUGUCUACAUUCCAAAGAGGUUUAAAUAAAUGAUAAAUCUAUGUAUACAUAUAUGUUAUAAUGGAAUAUCUCCAGGAAUUAUCUGCCUCAGUAGAAAAAGAAAAAAAAAGUGGUCUUUUUUUUUUGGUUUAGUUUUGUUUUUACAAAUGGGAUUUUCUUUUUAAGCUGAUAGAAAAAGAAGAAGAAGAAAAAAGAGAUUGUUAUAUUGUGCUGUUCAACUAUUUUCCAACUUGUAUUUUCAUAUAAUUUAUAUUUUUUAAAAGUGGAAAAAAAAGUUUAAAAGCCAGAUUAAAAUAAAAAAAAAAAAAAAGAUAAAAAACAAGGAAAAAGCAGGUGCUUUUUAAAACAAACUGAGCUGAGGUAGCUUAGAGAUGUAGCGAUGUGUGUGUGUGUCCGUGCGUUGUGUUGUGUUCUGUUUCGUUUUUUUAAAGGAUACAAAAAGAAGUCCCUCCUCCAUUGAAUCCUUAAAGAAGGAGGGGAUUGGUUUUGUUUUAAUUGCUGAUGCUGGCACAUCAUUUUGCUGGAGAGUUUUUUAUAUACUGUAGCCUUAUUUCAUAUCGUAUUUUAAACCAUGUGAAAUUAAAAAGAAGAAUAAUUCCUAA